This is a messenger RNA of Alosa sapidissima (American shad), 2063 nucleotides long. Its product is annotated as homeobox protein SEBOX-like. The record is from RefSeq and is a predicted model, not a curated record. The transcript is spliced from 3 exons. Bases 322 to 1167 code for a protein of 281 amino acids. Gene Ontology annotation, molecular function: DNA binding. Lineage: Eukaryota; Metazoa; Chordata; Actinopteri; Clupeiformes; Clupeidae.
CAGUCUAAAUAUAGAUUAUUCCUCAAUUGGAAAUAUUAAAACCCAUAACAGUAUGUUUCACAAGUCCCUUGUUAUAUGAUACUGAAUGACAGAAACGUGCAAAUCCUAAAUCUUCUCAUCCAAUUUUAAGUGUAAUCGCACGCAAAACUACCACAACCACCUAUGUCAGAGCGCACUUGUGGGGGGAGGGGAUGAUGAUAUCUAUAAGAGAGCUGGUUAGCAGAGGAUGACCACAAAUCAUUCACAAUCAACUUGGUGACAAGAGUUUAUCAGGAAAUAUCCUAUACUGUUCAGGAAUUACUUCAAGAGAUAGAUAUAAAUAUGAACUUUAAUGACCUUUUCGCAGACCGGGACAUUUUCAAAGAGGUGAAUGGAAGCGUACACUCUUCGUCCGGACUUGAGCGGAGCGUUCCGGAGGGUCACAGGAAGAGAAAGAGGACCAUCUUCAGUCGCGCUCAACUUACAGAGUUGGAAAAAGCGUUCGCUAUGACGCCGUAUCCCGACAUCACUCUGCGAGAAAGACUGGCCGCGUUGACGCGCUUACCGGAAAGCAAGAUACAGGUUUGGUUCCAAAACAGACGUGCCCGCAGCAUUAAAAGUACCAAACCAACUAAGAGAGGACAAAGCAGUGGUAUCUCUGUGAGUUGUACCUCAGAUUCUCCUUUUCUAUGUAACACCUUUAGUUCCUCAAACAAUCAUGAUAUAUCUAGACCACAUCAAAGUCAUAUUGGAGGACAGCAAAACCACACGGACUGGGUCAAACUUCACAGCACUCCCUUGGUCCAAGAGGUUUACACCAGGGCACCAAACUUUCCAGAAAUGCUGGCUUGGGAGAAUGACCAUAACAGCAUGCACCUGGAAUCUUUUGGAGUUUCCGGAUGCAACAGCAACCAAAGCCAUUCAUCCUUGAUAAGUGCAAAUGGAUUCUCACAGCCCUGCACUAUCACCCCAGGAUAUUGGCACCACAAGGCACACUCUGUGCCCAAGUCAAAGGUCAGAUAUGCUCACAUUCCAGAGGACCAGACUGUUCCUCCACAUCCACAGCAAGCAUAUUGGGAUGAGAGCAAGGGACAGGGACAUCUUCUUGUGGGCACCCAAACCUCCAUGGGAUACAUCUCUGACUUGAUCUAUAAUGCAGCUGUUGUAACUAACUUUAUGGAGUUCUAGUAUCUUUUACUGACAUUGUACAUAUAUUUAGUUUGUUAAAGACUUGUGCAUCACCUGUGUUGUAUCCAGAUCUCAUCCUAUCCUAACCAAUCAUCGGCAUGUUUGUGUUACAUGGUGUGAGGCUCUCAAACAUGCUCACAUAUAUGUCAGAGGAGUUUGCAUGCAUGUAAUUUUUUUGUCUCACUUAAUUCAUGUCAUGCCAAAGGCUAGAGGUAGAGUUCUUCCAUGAUAUCCGGAUUAGAAUUUUUUUGUCUUUGCAGAUAUCUGGCAUGACCGAAAUGAUUAUUUUUCAGAGUAAAAAUAUUUUCCCAUGAAUGCCAAUGGUCAGACAAAUAAGAAAUAAAUUAAAAAUAUCCAAAGCUCAAGGACUAUCAGCUUACCGUCUCUUUAAUUCAAGCCGGAUUUAAAGUCUCCUGUGCUGUAAUACAGUAGAGGUAUGACCAGUGUCUCAUGGCUCACUGCCUGCUGGACAGUGAUCCAUGCAUAUCAUAAUCAUCUCUAAAACCAAAUAAUCUUUCAAUCAAUUCUUAAUCCGGGUGUCAAAUCUCAGUUCUUUGAGAGACUUUUUUUUUAUAUCCCAGAUGUAGUUACAUCUUUUAAUCUACCACUGAUAUUAGAGAACUACUUGUUAUUUAUUGAUAUAUAAAAAAAGAUUAAAAUGACUCAGAUUAGGUGGGGGCACAAUGUCAGAUCCCUACUUAAGGGUUGUAUUAAAUACAAAUCAUGGCAAGGGACACCUGUUGUCAGAAAAAUCAUUUGAUAGCUAUUUUCCCUCUACAUGUUGUUAGUUGAAUGUUGUUGCUGCUUGUCACCCAAAUCCAUCUGCAAGUAAAACCUUUCAAACCAGAUUAGCACCAUUCAGCAGCUCACAACAAUUACUGACACAUCUGGUAUGG